AGCAGCAGCUGGACAGCAGCUAGAUCCUCUGUGAGAACUUCAGCCUGGCUUCGACCUUGUGCGCUAGACAGGGUAGAGGAAUCACAGCCAAAUAUGAAGGCGGUUAUCCUAGUCAUAUUCCUUUGGGGGCUAGCCUGUGCUCUCCCAGUCGCCAGAUAUCAAAACACUGAAUCCGAAAGCUCCGAAGAGUGGAUGGGCAAUUUGGCUCAGUCCCCACCGCCACCCACGAACAGUGAGUCAUCAGAAGAAAGUAAAGUUAGCUCAGAGGAACAGGCCAAUGAUGAGCAGCAGUCCGACAGCUCGGAGUCAGCGGACCUGGGCCCCGACGGAGGCCAGUACAGAGCGGCGGGUGGUCCCUCCCUGAGCGCGGGGACGGACGCUGACAAGGAGGACGACGAAGACGACAGCGGCGACGACACCUUUGGUGACGGGGAAGACGGCCCGGGUCCUGAAGGAGGAGCGAGGGGAGGCCACUCGGGACUGGAUGGUGAUGAUGAGGAGUCUGCAGACAGCACGCAGUCCGGUGGAGACGGCAUCUCUCCAGAUUCGCGCAGCAGUGACAGCAGCGAGCAGGGCGCCGCCGAGGAAGGGGACAGCGGGAGCGAGGAACGGCGGGUCGGAGGGGGCAGCGAGGGGGACAGCAGCCACGGGGACGGCUCGGAGUUCGACGACGAGGGGAUGCUGAGCGACGACCCCGAUGGCUUCGCCAGCGAGCGGGGCCGCCCCAGAACGAGCAGUGCGGGGCUCAGGUCCGGAGCAUCUCCGGGGGACGGCAGGCCUUCCGAGGAGGACCACGGGGGCGAGCUCGCGGCCAGCGACAGCACGGAGACCCAGAGUGACUCCGCAGAGGACCAGAAGGAGAGCAGGAGCCAGUCCCAGGAGGACACAGCGGAGACUCAGUCCCAGGAGGACACAGCGGAGAGCCAGUCCCAGGAGGACACAGCAGAGAGCCAGUCGCAGGAGGACACAGCAGAGAGCCAGUCCCAGGAGGACACAGCGGAGAGCCAGUCCCAGGAGGACACAGCAGAGAGCCAGUCCCAGGAGGAUGAGGGACAAGGCCCCAGCAGCGAGUCCCAGGAGAGCAGCAGCGAGUCUCAGGAAGGGGCAGCCGGCGAGUCCCGGGGAGACAAUCCGGACAACACGAGCCAGGCAGGAGGGGACAGCUCGUCCAGCGAGGAGGAGGACGGCCCGGACGCACUGUCCAGCUCGGAGAGCCAGUCCACUGAGGAGGAGCAGGCGGACAGCGAGUCCAGCGAGAGCCUGGGCCUGUCGGAGGAGAGCCUGCAGUCCCAGAGCCAGGAGAGCAGGUCGGAGCAGGACAGCCGCUCCGAGGAGCAGGGCGACAGCGACAGCCAGGACAGCAGCCCGUCCAGGGAGGAGAGCAGCUCCGCGGAGAGCACCUCCAGCAGCGAGGAGGACGGCGGCCCCAAGAACAUGGACACCGACACCAGGAAACUGACAGUUGACGCUUACCACAACAAGCCCGUCGGGGACCAGGACGACAACGAUUGCCAAGACGGCUACUAGCGCUGGGGUGUCUAAGGACGUCUCUCACGGGGGUCCCAGGGGCAGGGGGUUCACCACAACUGUAAUUUAUUGAUGCUUUGGCCAGAAGUAAAACCCGGGCCUUUUCUUUCUGUGAGGGGCUGCUGGGCACGAACGACACUGUUUUCUAGGGUUUCGCCCACUCCCUGGACGGUUUAAGUCUGUGAAAUGGUGUCAGGGCACACGCAGUGAGAGGGAGGCGGGAAUCGUGCACAGCAGCUUCACACAUGAAAUAGGCCCCUGCUCAGUAACCCCGCAGCUCUGAGGUUCCGUUAAGGAAGAGGCACAGCUGGCCUGGGGGUGCCUUAGGCUGAGCUUGCUCCCUCGGAGCUUGAGACAUGCAAAUCUAAACCGCUGGGGGAUUCAAAUGAUGGGAGCCCGGGUGGCAACUUGGGUGUGGACAGAGGAGCGAGGCAGGGAGCUACCAGCUUGGCUCUGGAGAGUUAGAAGUUCGGGUAGCAAAGCCUGGAGUUGGAGGGUUACACAGUUUCUCCGUUGCAGACAAUGUAAUUCUACCUAUUCUCGAGAUAAACAGCAUUCACUCUUACACAAUCAAAUAUUUACUGUGUAAAAAGCAUUCUCAAACUAUGGCACAAUCCAAGAUAAACGGCCUUUCCAAUUAAUUUAACCAUUUCGUGCUUUUGUUCACACGGCCUCACUGACUCUCUGACGCUGACGUGGAUAAUUUGGUUGGGAGGUGGGAGGAUAAAUAAUUUAAAAACAGUGAUGUAUAGCUUUAUUUUUUUCCAGAUUAUCUGUCUUCAGGGCAAAAACCAUACCCUGAGUCCUUUACAUGUUUUGCACAUAGCAAAAUUCUGUAAAUGGGACUGUUUAUUUUUUGUUGUUGUUGUUAUUGGUGGUUUUUUUUUCAAGCAACAUUUAAGUGUUACCUCAUGAGAAAGUAUUCGUUUUGUAAUAAAGAUAAUAAU
Messenger RNA from Meriones unguiculatus (Mongolian gerbil), 2474 nucleotides. It is a transcript of the gene Dmp1, whose product is annotated as dentin matrix acidic phosphoprotein 1. Lineage: Eukaryota; Metazoa; Chordata; Mammalia; Rodentia; Muridae. Bases 94 to 1527 code for a protein of 477 amino acids. Gene Ontology annotation, biological process: ossification; extracellular matrix organization. The record is from RefSeq and is a predicted model, not a curated record. Gene Ontology annotation, molecular function: extracellular matrix binding. The transcript has 6 exons. Gene Ontology annotation, cellular component: extracellular matrix.